AUGGCGGCGGUAGCGGCAGUGGCGGCGCGUAGGAGGCGGUCUUGGACAGGUUUGGUACUCGCUUGUUUAGGUGUCUGUCUGGGAGUUACCCUUGCUGUGGAUAGAAGCAACUUUAAGACCUGUGAAGAGAGUUCCUUCUGCAAGAGGCAACGGAGCAUACGGCCAGGCCUCUCUCCGUACCGAGCCUUGCUGGAUUCUCUGCAACUUGGUCCUGAUGCCCUCACAGUCCAUCUGAUCAACGAGGUCACCAAGGUGUUGCUGGUGCUGGAGCUCCAAGGGCUUCAAAAGAACAUGACUCGGAUCAGGAUUGAUGAACUGGAGCCCCGGCGGCCCCGAUACCGGGUGCCAGAUGUGUUGGUGGCUGAUCCCCCUACAGCUCGGCUUUCUGUCUCUGGCCGUGAUGACAACAGCGUGGAGCUUACUGUGGCUGAGGGACCCUAUAAAAUCAUCUUGACGGCGCGGCCGUUCCGCCUUGACCUGCUAGAGGACCGCAGCCUUCUGCUCAGUGUCAAUGCCCGAGGACUCUUGGAUUUUGAGCACCAGAGGGCCCCCAGGGUCCCUUUCUCGGAUAAAGUUAGUGUCACGCUCGGUAGCAUUUGGGAUAAGAUCAAGAACCUUUUCUCUAGGCAAGGAUCAAAAGACCCAGCUGAGGGUGGUGGGGACCAGCCCGAGGAAACGCCUGGGGACGGUGACAAGCCAGAGGAGACCCAGGGGAAGGCAGAGAAAGAUGAGCCAGGAGCCUGGGAGGAGACAUUCAAAACCCACUCUGACAGCAAGCCAUAUGGCCCCACGUCUGUGGGUUUGGACUUCUCUCUGCCAGGCAUGGAGCAUGUGUAUGGGAUCCCUGAGCAUGCUGAAAACCUGCGGCUGAAGGUCACUGAGGGUGGGGAGCCGUAUCGCCUCUACAAUUUGGAUGUAUUCCAGUAUGAGCUCUACAACCCCAUGGCCUUGUAUGGGUCUGUGCCUGUGCUCCUGGCACACAGCCCUCAUCGAGACUUGGGCAUCUUCUGGCUCAAUGCCGCAGAGACCUGGGUUGACAUAUCUUCUAACACUGCAGGGAAGACCCUGUUUGGGAAGAUGCUAGACUACCUGCAGGGCUCUGGAGAGACCCCGCAGACAGAUGUCCGCUGGAUGUCAGAGAGUGGCAUCAUUGAUGUCUUCCUGCUGCUUGGGCCCUCUGUGUCUGAUGUGUUCCGGCAGUAUGCCAGCCUCACAGGGACCCAGGCAUUGCCCCCGCUCUUCUCCCUCGGCUACCACCAGAGCCGCUGGAACUAUCGGGAUGAGGCCGAUGUGCUGGAAGUCGAUCAGGGCUUCGAUGAUCACAACCUGCCCUGUGAUGUCAUUUGGCUGGACAUCGAGCAUGCUGAUGGCAAGCGGUACUUCACCUGGGAUCCCAGCCGUUUCCCCCAGCCCCUUACCAUGCUCGAACACUUGGCCUCCAAGAGGCGGAAGCUGGUGACCAUUGUGGACCCCCACAUCAAGGUGGACUCCGGCUACCGCGUACACGAAGAGUUGCAGAACCGGGGUCUGUAUGUUAAAACCCGGGAUGGCUCUGACUACGAGGGCUGGUGCUGGCCAGGUGCAGCUGGUUACCCUGACUUUACCAAUCCCACGAUGAGGGCCUGGUGGGCUAACAUGUUCAGCUUUGACAAUUAUGAGGGCUCAGCUCCCAACCUCUAUGUCUGGAAUGAUAUGAACGAACCAUCUGUGUUCAAUGGUCCUGAGGUUACCAUGCUCAAGGAUGCGCAACAUUAUGGGGGCUGGGAGCACCGAGACGUGCAUAACAUCUAUGGCUUCUAUGUGCACAUGGCGACUGCAGAGGGGCUUGUGCUGCGCUCUGGGGGCCUAGAGCGCCCCUUUGUCCUGAGCAGGGCUUUCUUCGCCGGCUCCCAGCGUUUCGGAGCUGUGUGGACAGGGGACAACACUGCUGAAUGGGACCAUUUGAAGAUCUCUAUCCCUAUGUGUCUCAGCUUGGGGCUGGUGGGACUUUCCUUCUGCGGAGCGGAUGUGGGCGGUUUCUUCAAAAAUCCAGAGCCAGAGCUCCUUGUGCGCUGGUACCAGAUGGGUGCCUACCAGCCAUUCUUCCGGGCACACGCACACUUGGACACCGGGCGGCGAGAGCCCUGGCUCUUACCUACUCAGUACCAUGACAUAAUCCGAGAUGCCUUGGGCCAGCGGUAUUCCUUGCUGCCCUUCUGGUACACUCUCUUCUAUCAGGCUCAUCGUGAAGGCAUUCCUGUCAUGAGGCCCCUGUGGGUGCAUUAUCCUCAGGAUGUGACCACCUUCAGUAUAGAUGAUCAGUUCCUGCUUGGGGAUGCGUUACUGGUUCACCCCGUAUCAGACUCCGGGGCUCAUGGCGUGCAGGUCUAUCUGCCUGGCCAAGGGGAGGUGUGGUAUGACACUCAGAGCUACCAGAAGCACUAUGGUCCCCAGACCCUGUACCUGCCUGUCACUCUAAGCAGUAUCCCCGUGUUCCAGCGUGGAGGGACCAUUAUCCCCCGAUGGAUGCGGGUGCGGCGCUCUUCCGACUGCAUGAAGGAUGACCCCAUCACUCUUUUCGUUGCUCUCAGUCCCCAGGGUACCGCCCAAGGAGAGCUGUUUCUAGAUGAUGGGCACACGUUCAACUAUCAGACUCGCCAUGAGUUCCUGCUACGUCGGUUCUCCUUCUCUGGCAACACCCUGGUCUCCAGCUCAGCAGACCCCAGAGGCCACUUUGAGACACCCAUCUGGAUUGAGCGGGUGGUGAUAAUAGGGGCCGGAAAGCCAGCAGCCGUGGUACUCCAGACAAAAGGAUCUCCCGAAAGCCGCCUGUCCUUCCAGCAUGACCCUGAGACCUCUGUGUUGAUCCUGCGCAAGCCUGGCAUCAACGUGGCAUCUGACUGGAGUGUUCACCUGCGAUAA
Puma concolor (puma) is the source of this 2901-nucleotide messenger RNA. The record is from RefSeq and is a predicted model, not a curated record. Lineage: Eukaryota; Metazoa; Chordata; Mammalia; Carnivora; Felidae.